This is a messenger RNA of Myotis brandtii (Brandt's bat), 2234 nucleotides long. It is a transcript of the gene MTRES1, whose product is annotated as chromosome unknown open reading frame, human C6orf203. The record is from RefSeq and is a predicted model, not a curated record. The transcript has 5 exons. Bases 1492 to 2211 code for a protein of 239 amino acids. Lineage: Eukaryota; Metazoa; Chordata; Mammalia; Chiroptera; Vespertilionidae.
GCGACCCACAGGUUGAGAACCGCUGCUUUAGGCUAUGGUAGGGAUUUUGCUUUUCUCGGUGCUUUCGUAGGGUUUUGAGGAAAGUAGUGACAUGGUGUAAAUUACUUUUUAAAAGAAUCACUGACCACUAUGGAGAACAGGCUCUCACAGAGCCUUUGUGGGUAACCCUGGUGAUAGAGGAGGUGGCCUGAAUCUGUGGUAGCAGAGGAAAUGGUGAGCUAUGGAACUUGAUGUCCUGACAUCAUGCAUAUGGGCCUGAGGGAAAGGGAAGAGUCGAGAAUGACCAGAAGCUUUAGUUCUUAGCAACUAGAAGGGUGGAGUUAUCACUGACUGAGGUGGGGAAGGCUGCAGAUGAAGCAGAUUUGGGACUGGGGAUAUGUCAGGAGUUUGUUUUUGGACCCGUUGUUUCCGGUGCCUGUUACACACUUACACACUGAACUGGAGAUACGGAAUAGGCAAUUGGAUAUUGUGUCGGGGGUCCCCAAGGCCACCUCCAGGUUCAUUGAUUCACUGGGAAGACUCAAUAGAACUCAGCUGUGGGUCACAGCAAAAGCAUACAAAGCACAGCCAGCAAUGGAGAGGAUGCAUGAGACAGACUGGAGGAAGCCAGGGUCAGUCUUCCAAGCCAAGAGUCCUCUCCCAGUGCAGUCACAUUGGACGUGCGUAAUUCUCCCAGCAACACAUUGUGACAACAUGGGAAAUGUCUAUCAGGAAAGCUCAUUAGAGAGUCAGGGCCCCAGGUGUUUAUUAGGAUUUAGUCACAUAGGCACCCUCUAUCGAGAAUGAACCAAAAUUCCAGACUCGCAGAAGGAAAGCAGGUAUUCAGCAUAAAUCAAGUAGUUUGUACAGACAGAUUAGGCCCAGUGAGCCACUCCUGUCCGUUCUGUGAAUGGUGAGAACCCUCCUGAAAUCCAAGUUCCCGGACACCAGCCAAGGGCCACCUUGCAAGCGGGCUUUCUAAGGAUAGCAGUCUCGGGCCUACUAUAGUAACUGUUCUGCACAGACAUACAAGUCUGGAAUUUGGAAGAAAGGUCUGGAAUGGUGAUACAGAUAUAGGGAGUCAUUGGCAUUUACUAGUAGGUGGUACUUAAAGCCAUGGAAAUGCCUGGUGUCUUGAUAAACAUUUGCCAAAACUGAUCGAGCUGGAUGAUGUGAAUGUAGAAGAGAGAAAAAUCAAAAGCUGAGCCCUAGCGCCCUCCAACAUUAAGAUGUCAGGGAGAAGAGAAGGAAGCAUCAAAGAAGUGUCGAAAAGCAGCAGCCAGUGAGGUAGGAGCUCCAUUUCCGGCCACUUUUGCCAUCAGAACUCUCCUCAGGCAUCCCUGCUCUGGCUCCAACCUGUGCAAGAACAGCCUCCUCGACCUCAGCUUUCACUUAAUGUUCUCUGACACCCACAUUCCACUUCAGUGGCAGCUUCUUGACAGGACUGUGUUUUAUGUAGCCCUCGCUGGCCACUUGGCAUAUGAGUGGAUGUAGUAAUAGGUUGUAUGCACCAUGGCUAUGACUAGUGUCAGAUUGCCCACCAGUAUUUUAAGAAAGCCAGAUGCCUGGAUUGGACUCUGGGGAGCGCUACGAGGGACACCUUCACACAAACUCUGUGCUUCCUGGAAUCGGUACUUCUAUUUUUCUAGUACCAAAUUAAAUGCACCAAGUUAUAAAACACUUUUCCAUAACAUUUUCUCACUGAGACUCCCAGGACUUUUAAUAGCUCCAGAAUAUAUUUUCCCGUUUUCUAUAAGACUCAAAAGUAAUAUAAGCUCUAAAAAGUCCACUAAAAAGACUCUGCAGAAAGUUGAAGCUGAAGAGGACUCUGAUGAAGAGAGUGAUCAUGAAGUGAGUGAGCAAGAAGAGGAGCUGGAGGAUGACCCCAGUGUCGUCAAAGACUAUAAAGACCUGGAGAAAGUAGUGCAGUCCUUUCGGUAUGAUGUUAUCCUAAAGACAGGCCUAGAUAUUGGCAGAAACAAAGUGGAAGAUGCAUUCUACAAAGGUGAACUCAGGCUGAACGGGGAAAAAUUGUGGAAGAAAAGCAGAACGGUGAAAGUGGGAGAUACGUUGGAUGUUCUAAUUGGAGAAGAUAAGGAAACAGAAACAGAGGUAGUGAUGCGGAUUCUCCUGAAAAAAGUGUUUGAAGAGAAGACUGAAAGUGAAAAAUACAGAGUGGUCUUACGACGGUGGAAAAAGUUAAAAUUGCCUAAAAAGAGUGUGACGAAAUAAAUGGAUUGCUUUUUAACAAUAAA